Aspergillus wentii DTO 134E9 is the source of this 1629-nucleotide messenger RNA. RefSeq lists its product as uncharacterized. The record is from RefSeq and is a predicted model, not a curated record. The transcript has 2 exons. The coding region runs from base 1 to 1629 and encodes 542 amino acids. Lineage: Eukaryota; Fungi; Ascomycota; Eurotiomycetes; Eurotiales; Aspergillaceae.
AUGGUCUCUCAGGCCCAAGUUAUCGAUCGCUCUGUGCCAGCCCAGAGCACCCCCUCCGUUGUGUCACGUAACUCCUACAUCGGCCGUCGGCACCGUUCUGGUCGUUCCCACCAUGGCGGCUCAUCUCAACAACUACAACAACACAACGACUUCCCGAUCUUCACUCAUACCGGCGACGUCGAGAUCGUUAUCCGUGCAGGUCGACAAGAGAGACGGUAUCUGCUACAUCGGUUGAUAUUGGCGCAGUGUUCGGGGUUCUUUGGUGCAAGUACCAGUGAGGACUGGUCGCGACAAGCACUCCCCAAGCCAGACACAGGUGCUCUGUCGGGCUUGAGCGAGGGAACCGAUUCUCUAUCCAAUGGAUCAACUCUUGCACAGUCGGAUACUGGAGGAUCCUCACGGUCGUUUGAAAAGAGAAGGUGGCGAUUUGAGCUCGAUUGGGAGAAUAAGGCAGACGACGAGGAACCGAUACUGGUCCAGAAGAGGCCCAGCUAUUCCGCUGUCUUUGGGAAUAACCCAUCUAACCCUCCUCCGACAAUGACCAAACCCUCAGGCACCCAGGCAGGCUUCUUCCGUUCAAUGGCGAAUUUGACCGGAAUGCAAUCGGCGUUGAAUGUGCCUCAGAACUCGAGCGAUGCUGAUAUGAACCCGAUUAUUCGCGAUUACGAUAACCUUAUGCGUCUAUUCUAUAACCAUCCUCCUGUACUAAACAGUGUCAACAUUGCGACCUCCUACGCCGAAUGCAAGUCUCUUCUCGCCCUGGCCGAUAUGUAUGACGCCUUGCCAGUUACCGGGCCCCGAGUAGACCACCACCUCCUUGGUUUCGGUUCCCGUCUGUUCAAGCAGAUUGCAAAAUACCCCCCAAGCUAUCUCAAGCUGGGGUACAUGGCGCGCAGUCGAGUCAUCUUUUCCGAAGCCCUCAUUCAUGUCGUCGGGCAGUGGCCAGCUGGACUACCUCACCUUCGAAACGGAUCAUACUCCCCCCUCCCAGAUUCCGUGCUCGAUAUCAUCGAAGAUAAAGCGGAGGACCUCGAAGACAUGAAGGCGCGCGUUGAUUCGAAACUCUUUCGCCUGACGCUCACCACCUCCCGCGGGGAGCGGGUCAGUCCCACGAAUGCGUACCUUGACUGGCUGGCUGUUUCUUUAUUCCGACAAUGGUUUGUGGAGAACACCACUCCUCCCCCGGCCCCAAUCCUCAAGAACUCUUCAUCGAACCAUCAUACCAGUCGUCCAUCGCAAUCAGGUAGUCACCGUGCGCAAGAUUCCGCAUCCGCCAAACCAACACCUGCCAGUCCUAAUCCCUCUGCAAAGGUGUACCGUCUUAUUGGAUCCUCAUCUACACAGGCCUACCUACCGCAUGACGAGCUCAAGAAAUUCCUUAAGGUUCAUCCCACCUCAUCGAUGGAUUCUCUAUACUCGCGGGAUGUUCUCAAGCGAUUCGAACGCAAGAUGGACGAGAUCAAACGGCUGGCCCGGGAUAUCGUCAAACCGCUAAUGAGGAAUUUCCUCGAGCUGGACCUGAAAGGCGGCGAGCUCGGUAGUACCACAACAGGUGACACUGCCAUUGGCGGAUUACCUUAUUUAACCUGCACACGAGUCGAAGAUGAAGACAUUCCUUGGGAUUAUUGA